AGGGACAGAAAUCAGUUCAGAGCCUCCUUGUCCUUGGCAGGGGGCUUCACACAUCAUGGGAAGUUUAGUGUUUCUGGCGCUCUCGCUCGGGGUGGCACUCGCUGCGGGUGCCGCUAUUCCGUUGGACGGCGCCAACAGUCCUACAGUAGUGACUACAGAUAGAUUAUCGCCCAUCGCAUCUUUGAAAGCGCCAGAAGAAAGUUCUUCCGCCAUAACGUUGACUGGUAGCUCACAGGCGGCCACGGAUGUCCCCGAAGUAGAGCUAGCGGACCUCGAAGUCCUCGUGCGACCAAAGAGAAACUUCUACGGGAGGGGCGACCCUUGGGGCAGAGACAGGAUUUUCGGACGCAACCGCCAGCGCAGCAGAAUAAGUCGUGCGAAGAAGUACAACCGUGGCAAAAUGAGGUAUUUCAGUGGAAGUAGGAGACGCUCGAAUAACAACGAACACAACUACGACAACGAGAGCUCUUCCCCGAAAUACGGAAACACAGGUUAUGUCGCCAGGACCGUCGUCAGUGCGCCUUCGUCCGGACCUCGCAGAUCCUCCGGGGGAUUCGUCUCAGCCAGGUCGUCAGGAGUCGCGAGAGUGGAGCAGACCGGCUAAGCUCGUCCUGAAUUCAAGUCCAAAUAGUUCCUUGCACUAUAGUAAUCAUAUUCUCAAAAGGUUACUUAAGAUGUCUAGACAAGCAUAUUCAUAUAUUAUGAGUAUCAUUGAUUAUAUUUACAUACUUUUGUAAUCCUUUUCUCUCUGAUUUUUAGAGUAUAUUUUUUCAAAUCUUUUAUAAAGAGGUUUUAAUACAUUUUAUUUAUAACACUGCAAUGUUAUAUGCUUUUAUACUUUUAUAUAUUUCCAGGCCUGGGAAAUGUUUGUUACGAUCAUGAAGCAAAUAAAAAGUAAAAAAU
This is a messenger RNA of Penaeus vannamei (Pacific white shrimp), 903 nucleotides long. RefSeq lists its product as uncharacterized. The record is from RefSeq and is a predicted model, not a curated record. Lineage: Eukaryota; Metazoa; Arthropoda; Malacostraca; Decapoda; Penaeidae.